Messenger RNA from Lymnaea stagnalis (great pond snail), 758 nucleotides. The record is from the annotation of a GenBank genome assembly. NCBI's taxonomy places the organism in Eukaryota, Metazoa, Mollusca, Gastropoda, Lymnaeidae.
CAGGUUGGCUCUAAACACAUGCAGACGGUAAGCGGAGUUGGACCUGUGACCUACUGGCUGCCCACCUUCCUCUGGGACUUCAUCAACUACAUCAUACCUAGUCUCCUGCUUCUGGUUGUUUUCUUUGCCUACUCAAAAUCAGCUUACACAGAGGAUGGCAGAUGGGGCAUUGUUAUCUUGAACCUGGCUGUCUAUGGAUGGGCGGUGUUGCCUUUCACAUAUUCAUUCCAGUUUUUAUUCCAGUCACCACCCAGCGGAGUAGUGGUUCUCAUUAUGUUGAACAUCUUUUCAGGUAAAUUUUUUUGUCAUUUAGAUUGCUAUUUGGCACCUCAUUUUAAAACUUCUUGCCUACACCGUGGUAAUAUAAGCUUUUCAACCUUGACAGACUUUUUGUUGAUGUGUUAUGUUGCGAAUUUCUAUUCUCGUUCCAUUUUCCUACAUUCAUAUCUUAUACUUGUACAAGGCUAUCAGAUAUUUAUUUUGAUGUUAUUGAUCAUUUCCAGUCUGCACUAUGCCGGUACAUUUAUUCUCAUUGAUUGAAAUUUAAGUCAUUCAAAUAGCACACAAAAAAACAAAGUUGAAAGAUAUUUUACAAAUAUUCAUUUUGUUUUUACUUCUCUUUUUUACCAUUGCUGAAGCCACAGAUCAAUGUUCUCACAUCAUGUUCCAAGCCCUUACAGAUUAUGUUGAUAAUGUGUCUCUCAACAGGUAUCAUUACAACAACAGUUGUAUUCGUCCUUCAGUUGCCAGGAGUUGGU